AUGCAUAAAGUGUCACUUGUACGUAGUGCGUUGGAAGUCUUUCAAAAAGCUACAGAAGCAAAUAUCGAUCUAUUAUCCAUGAAUUCAAAUAAAGCAUAUAAAGUUUAUGUUCGACUUAUGUUUCUUCGAAUAGGUGAAAUUGAUACAUUAAAUGAAAAAUAUCAAGCUCAAAUAGCUAUUGAAUCACGUUGGUCAAUUGAAUUAGAUAAAAUUUCAUCGAAUUUAUCAUCGGAUGAAUUAAAUCGUUUACUUCAUGGAAAAUCGAUUUCACUUAUGAAAUAUGCUGAAACAAAUUGGCAUCCACAAUUAUAUGUUGAAAAUGCUUUGGGUGAUUUAAAAGAACAAAUAAGAUAUAGUGCAAGAAAAUCAAAAAUUGAUUCUCAAAUUUAUAUUCGUGAAUAUCGUGAUAUCAAAGGUUUAUUUUGGGAGAAACUUGAAUUACAUCAUUUUCCAUCGGAUGUACAAGAUUUAUCUAUAUCAAUUGGAUCAAUGUUUUAUAAUGAUAAAGUUAUAUUAAUAGCUGAUCCAUAUUAUUCAAGUGGUGUUAAUCGUGAAGCAUUUAUUGAUCAACAAGAAUGGUCUUUAUAUGAACAUGUUGAUACACAACAAAGAUAUAUUAAAGAAUUUCUUUUUCGAGAAGAUAAUGACGAUGAAGAAGAAGAAGAAGAUAAAGGUAAUGGUGAAGAUGAUAAUGCAAAUGCUAUCAAUAAUAAAGAACGAUAUCGUUCAAUUUUAACAGUAACAUGUCAUGCUGCUCGUCGAUCGAAUUAUUUCUAUUGGAAUGGAUAUUGGUUAAUAUUUCUAAUAACUAUUGUAUCGUUUUGUAUAUUUUCUAUUCCACCAAAUUUAGCAGCAAAUCGUCUUCAAAUAUGUUGUACACUUCUUCUAACAUCUAUUACAUUUCGUUGGACAGUAAAUCGAUCGCUUCCUACAAUAUCAUAUUUGACAACUAUGGAUAAAUAUGCGAUAAUGUGUCUAUUUAUACUUGUUAUUCUUUCAAUAUGGCAUGCGAUUAUUGGUGGUUUAAUAUUUUACAAUACACCUGAUUCUCGUGUGACUCCAGCAAGUCGAUUUGUACAUUUAGAUCAAUAUGUUUUAUACUUGUCUAUUGGUAUUUUUAUAUUAAUACAUGUGAUACUUUUUAUAUGGUUAUUUUGUGUUCCAUUAAAACAUCGUCGACAAUUAAAAGAAAAAGAUAUUCAAUAUCGUCGAUUAAUAUCCGAAGAAGGUCAUUUAAUAAAGAAAAAGUCACAAAGAAAAUCUGAUUAUAUUCCAAUCUCAAUUCAAAAUUAA
Adineta steineri is the source of this 1293-nucleotide messenger RNA. The record is from the annotation of a GenBank genome assembly. Lineage: Eukaryota; Metazoa; Rotifera; Eurotatoria; Adinetida; Adinetidae.